This is a messenger RNA of Sungouiella intermedia, 1038 nucleotides long. Lineage: Eukaryota; Fungi; Ascomycota; Pichiomycetes; Serinales; Metschnikowiaceae. The record is from the annotation of a GenBank genome assembly.
AUGGGUUUUCAACAGGGUACCGGCCCACUCUUCACCACUCUUGGGCUCUUCAUUAUUGACGAGAAUAUUUACCCAAAGUCAUGGGGUCGUGAGUCAGAAUAUAAUAUAAUUGGCGGUGGUGCAUCCUAUGCUAUUGUCGGGUCCAGAUUUGUCACUGGACCGAAGUACUCCAAAGAUAUCUAUGGUAUUAUAGAUAAGGGUUCCGAUUUUCCGAAUGAAGUAGAAGAAGAGAUUCGCUCAUGGGGUACUGGAACGCUUUUUAGAGAAGACAAGUCCAGAUUGACCACACGGGGUGCAAAUGUAUAUCAUGAAGAUGGAGUCCGUGAGUUCGUAUACAGAUCUACUAAGAAAAGAAUCGAAGCCGUGGAUGUGAUCGAUACAGGGCUAGUUCACCUGAGCUGCUUUCAUUUUUGCUGUUCUGUUGAAAGAUGUGAGGAGUCAAUCGACAUCUUCAACAAGUUGAAUGUGGACUCUGGGGUCAAGCCAAUGUACGUUUUCGAACCGUUUCCAGAAGUAUGUGUUGCACAAAACUUUGGAAGCUUGACUGGAAUGCUUCACAAAGUUACUGUUUUCACGCCUAAUUUGAACGAAGCUGCUGGCUUUGCUGGACUUCAAAAGUUGCCACAGACAAUCGACGAAAUCCGCCAAUUGGCCCUUGUUUUCCUCCCUCAUAUGCAAGGAGGUAGUGUAGUUCUUAGGUGUGGAGAGCUUGGAAGCUUGAUUUUGAAUGAUAGUGUUGAAAUUUUUCUUCCAGCGUUCCACCAAGAUCAGUCGAAGGUAGUGGAUGUGACUGGAGCAGGCAAUACGUUCUGUGGAGCUUACAUUACAGCCUUACGACUUUCUGAUGAUGAUAUUUAUGCUGGAAUUUUGGCUACAUUGGCUAGUGGAUGCGCAAUAGAGCACUUAGGAGUACCAAAGUUGGAGAAUGAGAAGUGGAACGGGCUGACAGUGAAGGAACGGUUCAAUCAUUAUGUGGAAGAAAACGGGCAAUUGUUUCAAGACCUGGAUUUAACAAAAUGGGAAAACCUACUAUCAUAG